AUGACCAUCGGCGAGAUAGACAUCAAAGAUUACUUCGACCAGGAGACGCUCGAAGCUUUGGAGAAAGCCUUCCUGGAGUUCGACACGAGCGGCGACGGAUCCAUCGGGAAAGAUGAGCUUCGUGACUUGUUCGCCAAACUCGGCAAGACAUUGACAAAGAAGCAAGUCGAUGCAAUCGUUCGGGAGAUCGAUUCUGAUGGGAAUGGAGAGAUCGAUUUCGAGGAGCUCUGCUACCUUGAGAUUGUUAUGUCUGGCGCACGGCCUCAGGCACAUCUGAUCGACUUCAAGACUUUCCUGCCAGAAAAGACCAUCAAGCAGUUGGAGCAGUGGUUCUCGUUGAACGACAUGGACGACUCCGGGAAAAUCUCCAUUGAUGAUGCCCUGAAAAUUGCGGAGCAGCAGGACGUCAAGGUUUCAAUGGAUGAUGUCACGGCCCUCCUGUCGGAGGUGAAAUCUGCAGCCGACGGCUGGUUGGACUUGCCUUCCUUCUGCGCGCUCUGGACAUGCAUGACAAAUGCCCAGAAGAUCAUCAACUAUCGCGAGUAUCUUGAAGCCGAGGAGGUCGCUGCUUACAGGGCCAUGUUCCAGGAAGCUUGCGAGGGCGGCAAGGAAGAGUUGAACCGGAAGCAGGUCUCUGACGUUUUGCGGAAUACUGGCCUGGUCCGGGUACGCCGUCACCUUACGCGGAUCUGGGAGGAGAUGGCCAUCGACAAGAAAACGAUGUUGGACUUCGCACAGUUCUGCGUCGUGAUCGUCCGGCUCAUGAAGCGGCGGAAGUAUCGCGAAGUGAAUCCACAGACCUGCACUUGUGCGGGACUCUACGAAGAAGGCUUCACCGUGAAGGAGCUCCUGAUGUCGGGAUUCAAAUUGAAAGACUUCGAAGCCAUCAGGAUACCAGCCAGAAAACUCUACCAAGAUGGGGGGUUUUCUGCGCUGGAGCUCCGUCGAGUAGGCUACACGGCCACGGACCUUCGACGCGCUGGUUUAGGUAUCGUUGAGCUGAGGAGCUGCGGCUUCUCUCUCUCAGAGCUUCGCACGGCAGGAUUCUCGGCAGCGGGGCUUGCCGAAGCAAACC
This is a messenger RNA of Symbiodinium sp. CCMP2456, 1075 nucleotides long. The record is from the annotation of a GenBank genome assembly. NCBI's taxonomy places the organism in Eukaryota, Dinophyceae, Suessiales, Symbiodiniaceae.